AUGGCCACGCUCCCCGCCUGGAACAUGCUUAAAGGCAAAACUGCAGCGAUAACGGGUGGUACGACUGGUAUCGGCCGUGCAAUUGUUUUGGCAUAUAUCACACAAGGAUGCAAUGUCACUGUCAACCACCUAGGGAUGCCUCAAAAUGCGGAUCAUCGCCAUAGUCUUCUUGAAGAGGUCAAAGCAAUCAAGAACACGGGUAUCGGAGCGGGCGAUAUCCUAGAGCUACCUGGCGACGUGACAAAGCCUGAGACAAGUUCUGAUCUUGUUAAAGAGGCUGUAUCACAGUGGGGUAAAUUAGAUGUUUUUGUCGCCAAUGCGGGUGUGUUCAAACCAGCCGAGUUUCUCAAAAUCGAGCCAGCCCUUCUCGAUCAUAGUGUUGAUGUAAAUGUCAAAGGCACUUUCUACUCGUGUCAAGCUGGAACUCGCCAAAUGGUGAAGCAGGGACACGGUGGUUCGAUUAUUGGCAUUUCUUCCGUCAGUGCCCUUCUUGGCGGCGGGUUCCAGACCCAUUAUACUCCCACAAAAGCUGCAAUUCUUUCCAUGAUGCAGUCUAUGGCGAUUUCCUUAGGAAAAGAUAAAAUUAGGUGUAACGCGUUGAUGCCUGGGACCAUUGGCACUUCCCUUGCCGCCCACGACAUGAAGAAUCCUACCAAAAUGGCCGCUCUUGAGGAGCGCAUACCCUUCGGUCGCAUCGGGGACCCUGAGGAUAUGGCAGGCCCUGCAGUCUUCUUAGCUUGUGAAGAGAUGAGCCGUUAUGUGAACGCUACGGGACUGUUGGCUGAUGGUGGAAUGUACAGCAAAUUACAGUAA
Molecule: messenger RNA, 813 nt
Organism: Penicillium malachiteum
Lineage: Eukaryota; Fungi; Ascomycota; Eurotiomycetes; Eurotiales; Aspergillaceae
Product: SDR family NAD(P)-dependent oxidoreductase
Exons: 2
Coding region: 1-813 (270 amino acids)
Molecular function (GO): oxidoreductase activity, acting on the CH-OH group of donors, NAD or NADP as acceptor
Source: RefSeq, a predicted model, not a curated record